Messenger RNA from Podospora anserina S mat+, 915 nucleotides. RefSeq lists its product as uncharacterized. Lineage: Eukaryota; Fungi; Ascomycota; Sordariomycetes; Sordariales; Podosporaceae. Gene Ontology annotation, cellular component: mitochondrion. Gene Ontology annotation, biological process: carnitine biosynthetic process. The record is from RefSeq and is a predicted model, not a curated record. Gene Ontology annotation, molecular function: oxidoreductase activity. Bases 1 to 915 code for a protein of 304 amino acids. The transcript has 5 exons.
AUGUUAGGGUCCGACGGCCAUGAGAGCAAUUAUGACUGGGAUUUCAUCCAGCACUACGUGAAGGAGGACAAGAGGGACAGAAGCGUCACCCAGGACCAGCACUACUGGGGCGCGGAAAUAGCCUCCAACCCACCCACCGUCUCCUACAACGAACAAAAAUACGGCUUCUCCUUCAUCUCCUCCACCCCCUCCCACGACCCGGACCCAACCCGCCAGGUCCUCGAGCGCAUCGCCUUCAUCCGCCUGACCCACUACGGCGGCUUCUACGACUUCAUCCCCGACCUCGCCAUGGCCGACACGGCCUACACCAACCUCGCCCUCCCCGCCCACACGGACAACACUUACUUCACCGAUCCCUCCGGCCUCCAAGCGUUCCACCUCCUCUCUCACACCCCUCCCCCGGGUGUUUCUGCCGAGACCGUCCAGGGCGGUGCUUCCUUGUUGGUGGACGGUUUCAACGCCGCCAAGGUGUUGAAAAAGGAGGACCCAAAGGCGUACGAGAUUUUGACUCAAGUCCGACUGCCCUGGCAUGCGAGCGGGAACGCGGGGAUUACGAUCACCCCGGAUAGGUUGUAUCCCGUGUUGGAGGUGGUGGAUGGGGAGCUGGGGAGGGUGAGGUGGAAUAAUGAUGAUAGGGGGGUUGUGCCGUUUGGGGAGGGGUAUACUCCCGAGGAGUGGUAUGGGGCGGCGAGGAAGUGGGAUGAGAUGCUGAGGAGGAGGGAGAGUGAGUAUUGGGUGCAGUUGACGCCGGGGAGGGUGCUUGUGUUUGACAACUGGAGGGUUAUGCAUGGGAGGAGUGCGUUUGAGGGGAUUAGGAGGAUUUGUGGGGCUUAUAUCAACAGAGACGAUUGGAUCUCGAGAUGGAGAAACACCAACUUUGACAGGAAGAAGGUGUUGGACAGUGUAAUCGGGUAG